Drosophila subpulchrella is the source of this 2084-nucleotide messenger RNA. RefSeq names its product acidic repeat-containing protein (gene ect). The coding region runs from base 161 to 1921 and encodes 586 amino acids. The transcript has 8 exons. The record is from RefSeq and is a predicted model, not a curated record. Lineage: Eukaryota; Metazoa; Arthropoda; Insecta; Diptera; Drosophilidae.
UCGAGCGAGACAGUUGUGUGCGCGGCGGUGUUGGAAAACCGAACUCGAAUCCGAAUCUCUGGAAAGCCAACCAAGCUCAGGCCAGAAUCCACAAUCGACUCGAAUCGAAACGAAUCGAAUCGCCACAAAAACAAAAAUAAAACAAAACAGAUCUGACAACAUGAAGUUCGUGAUUUUGCUGUGCGUGCUGAGCGCGUUGCUGCUGCAAAUUGAGGCGUCCCCCCUUCAGCGACUUUCGAGGAGCGAGCGGGCUGUGUCCCGUCAGCAGGCGGUCAACAAUGAGGUGGCUCCAGCGGUCGCUCCCGCCAGCGAAGAUGAUGAUGACGAUGACGACGAGGACGACGACGAUGAGCCCGAUCUAGGAGAUCUGAUCGAUGACGAUGAGGAUGAUGAUGAGGAGGAGGACGAUGAUGAUGACGAGGAGGAUGACACGCCUCAGGGUCAGGCUGCUCCAGCGGCCGCAGCCAGCGAUGAUGACGAAGAGGAGGACGAUGAUGAUGACGAUUAUCUGGACAGACUGUUCGACGACAUCCUGGGCGAUGAUGAUGAUGAGGAUGACGAUGACGAUGUGGCGCCCGCUGCCACCGCCCAGCAGAGCGCUGUGGCCGCCGCUCCCGCCCAGACUCUUGAUGAGGUCGCACCCGCUGCCGCCUCCUCCGUGGCCGCCGGAAUCUCCGACGGCGUCGAUCUGCCCGCCGAGUCCGGAAACGCUGCCGAUGCCGUGGCCGCCGGAAAUGCCGCCGAUGAGUCCGUUUCCGCUGCCGUUGCUCCGGCGCAGUCCGCUGCCGCCAGCAACAACGAAGGUAUCGCCGCUGACGAUGACGAGGAGGCCGACGAUGAUGAUGACGAUGACGACGAUGACAUUAUCGGCGAUGACAUCAUCGAGGCCCGCCGCGAAGCACGUGACCUGAAGAACAACGUCAUCGAUAUGUCCACGGAUGCUUUCCAGGCCCGCCACAACCACUUCAUCGACGCCAUCUUCUCGAGAAUCAAUCGCAUUGUGUCCGAUAACUACGAUCCCUAUGUGGUUAACCUCACUGGUCGCACGGCCGCGACAAAUGCCGCCGGUGGGUCAACGGUCAAGGCCGCCAACAAGAAGCAGUCCACCAACAGCAAGGUCGGAGGUCACAAGAAGCUGAAGAACACGCGCUCAGAGCCUCGUUCCGGCAAUGCGAAUCAGGCGGCUCGGGAGGCUGCGAUGAAGCUGCAGGAGCAAUUGACGCAAUUACAGUCCGAGCUGGCCAUCAAAGCCGUUGAGAAGAGGCUUAGUGAGGCGGUGACCUCUGACCCCGCAGCCCCGGCAUCCCCAGCCUCCGAUUCCGAGUCACCGAAGGCGGAAACGCGCACCGUUUCGUCCCCAAAAACGAGUCAAAAGAAGUCCUCGAACAAGGCAAACACGAAAAAGGCGGCUGGCCUGAAAUCGGGCAACUACAAUCAGCCAGCGGGAAGCAGCAAGGCAGGAGCCGCCGGGUCAGGAGUUCAGGUGGAGAAACUCCAGAAGGCCGAGGGCAGGCUCUCGGGACUGGCAUCCUUGAAGCGGGUGGGCAAUGUGAAGGUGAUCAGCGAUGCCGAGGGUCGCAACUCCACGAUCAAGGCCAAGUUCACCCUGGGUCCCUUGGUCCUGCGGGUGGAGAAGUCCUUCAAGAAGGGCAGCGUGAGGAGCGUGAAGAGUGCCACGGCCAGGACGAACGAGAUGAUGGGACGCAUCAAGUUCAGUGUGCUCGAUGAUCGGGCCACCCUAAUGUCCAUCAAGGUGCAGCAGCCCAAGCAGGUGGAGGUGGAGAGCAAGGACAAUCACGACCGCACCCGCGAAUUCGUGUGGCGACGCACGCCCAAAAUCGCCAAAUUGGUCAACGAGAAGCUCAAAUUGGCAGCCGAGUCCUUGUUCGCCCCUCAGGGCGUCGAGGUUGUCAGGCUCUGAAUGCAAAAGGGAUCCCAGGAGUGUCCUCGAGGAUAAAAGCCAUUUCUCACUGCUCUGCUCAGCUGUAGUCUACGCCUAAUUGUAAUGCCUAAUUUAUUUAUUUAUUUAACUUAUUUACCCAUCUAUUUAUCAAGCCCAUCUAUCGAUAAUAAAUCAACUCUGU